Molecule: messenger RNA, 489 nt
Organism: Symbiodinium sp. CCMP2592
Lineage: Eukaryota; Dinophyceae; Suessiales; Symbiodiniaceae
Source: the annotation of a GenBank genome assembly
AUGGCGGAGCAGGACUAUGUAAUUGACUCCGACGUCGAGAAUGCUUGCGGGGAAACCAGCGACUACUGGCACGCCGAGACUCAUCUGCUACGCAAAGCCAUCUUGCAUGCGCGCGAGCUUCUCUUCCACGGCAACACCGAAAUCCAUUUUCAGUGCACGAUUGAGAAGAAUGGUGCCUUGGAGACGCUGAAGCUGUUGUGCGCUCAAGCCGAAUCUCCUGCCAAGCACGAGUGUUUGAUGGACUUGCAUCUCGAACACUCGGCCCAGAGCCGUGAGUAUGGACAACUGCUGGCAGCCGGAACUGGAGCCACGGGACCCCUUUACGCCUUCGUCUGUCUGGAACAAGAAGGCGCGGUCACAGGUAGGCGUCGUGGCAAGCAGCACCUCAUCGAAUUCUUCAAUGAUAACCUGAUCGCCUGGAUCAACGCCGCCGGCACGCGAGAGCGCAUUCGCGUACUAAGAGUCAGUCUGGUAUGUCUCACGCACUGA